Messenger RNA from Stereum hirsutum FP-91666 SS1, 591 nucleotides. RefSeq lists its product as uncharacterized. Lineage: Eukaryota; Fungi; Basidiomycota; Agaricomycetes; Russulales; Stereaceae. The transcript is spliced from 4 exons. The coding region runs from base 1 to 591 and encodes 196 amino acids. The record is from RefSeq and is a predicted model, not a curated record.
AUGGUCAUCGUCCUUAUGAACGAGGAUAAUAAUAUUCGAUCGCUCGGUGGUACCUCCGACCCCCUGUCCGUUCUGAACGAACGGGGAUCACAGAUCGGAAUUACUCUUAAUUGGAGCGACAGCUCUACUGGCGAAGCACAUCUCAAGACCUGGUACGCAGAAGUCAAAGUGAAUAAUGUCACCAAAGGAGUCGGGCGAGGCAAGACCAAACAACUCGCUCGGAAGGAGGCGGCUUCUGCCGCAUUGAGAGCUCUAGGGUGGUCUGGAGCGUCACCCCACUUCCAAGCCGGACGGGGACAAGUUACAUCCCCUAAGGCUCUGGAAACUUUCGCUUUGGAGAAAGGAUACACGGUGGCGUGGAAGAAGGAGUCCUCUGGGCCCGGUCACAUGCUCUGGUGGUCGGUGUGGUGUCUCGUCAAUGGCGAAGUCAGAGGAACCGGCCAUGCCGCAAAGGUAGAACAGGCUAAGAGGGAGGCUUCCAGGGAGGCCUUUGUCAACAUGGGAUGGGUCGAUCCCACCGCCGACAUCGGUGACAACCAUUCCGACGGCAUCGUCGAGUCCGACGACGGUAGCGAGACUAUCAUGACCUGA